Messenger RNA from Plasmodium knowlesi strain H, 3618 nucleotides. RefSeq names its product GTPase-activating protein, putative. The record is from RefSeq and is a predicted model, not a curated record. Lineage: Eukaryota; Apicomplexa; Aconoidasida; Haemosporida; Plasmodiidae. The transcript has a single exon. Bases 1 to 3618 code for a protein of 1205 amino acids.
AUGGGGGACUCAAACACUGUGGAGCUGCGCCCUAUCGACGAAGACCACAGCGAAGGGGACAGGAAUUUGGGAAAUGCGGGUGAUAGAAAGAAGCACCAUCGAAGGAAGGAAAAUGCACAUCCUUCGCAUAGUGAAGACCGACAGGGAAGUCAAUCAGUGGGGCACAAAGAUACCCACAAAAGAAGGCAAAACAGCCAUCACCGCAGGGAUAGUUCUGGGAGAGGAAGUGCAGAACCAAUGAAAGGUGAAAAUGUCGCAUCAGCAAAGGAAUCUGCUAACGAACCUUCUCAUGAGGCAAACAACGAAAGUGUUAACGAAGCAGAUGCGCACAAUGUUCGAAUGAACGAGCGACGAUUCCGUGGGCCCAGCGAGGGGCGAGACGAUUCCACAUGCGCUGACCUCGACGAGGAAACCAAGUUCAUGGAAAAUUGGGAGGAAACGCAGAAAAGGCUGUACGAUCCAACCAUAGGGUUAAGAAGGCACUACACAAACGAACUACUGUCAUGUGGUGAAAAGAACAACAUACGUGUAUUGGAGAAGUGGUCAUCUAUGAUUAACAGAGACAUCAACUGGUUCAUGAAGACACACAGAACAACCUUCCUAAGGAGAGUGAAAAGAGGGAUCCCACAAAAAUAUAGAUGGAAAGUGUGGUUCCAAAUAACCAACAGUAAAAUUCUUCUCAACAAAUUUCAAAAAAAAUAUUAUUUUCUAUCAAAAAAAAAAUCAAAUUAUACCAACCUCAUAAUGAUAGAUAUAUCGAGGACCUUUCCCGAAUUGUUAAUAUUUGAUAAAUAUGCACAGGAGCAGUUAUUUCGCAUUUUAAAUGCGUAUUCAAAUUUCGAACCGUCAGUAGGGUACUGUCAAGGAAUGAAUUUCCUGGUUGGACUCCUACUCAUAGUCAGUAAUUUUAACGAAAUUGAAACGUUUUGUGUUUUAGUUAGUCUAAUGAAUAAUUACCACCUGAAGGAAUUUUAUAAAGAGAAAUUUCCUCUACUUAAUAGAUACAUAUAUUUGUUUGAGAAAAUAUUACAGUGUGAAGUUCCCGACUUGGUUGAUCAUUUUAAUCAGGAAGAAGUUUUUCCACCUGUGUACCUACACCAGUGGUUACUAACCCUAUUCAUUGCUAGUCUCCCUAUAAAAAGCGUUAUAGUCAUAUGGGAUUACCUAUUCAGUACGAGCAUAAAAACCAUUCUGAUGAUUUCCGUAGCUCUGUUGAAAAUUUUAAAAAGCUAUUUAAUGAAACAUAAAUUUGAAAAAAUUUUAAAGUUAUUAAAAUCCUUAAAGUACAAUGAAAGCAACGAUGAUAUUCUUAUUGCAAAACUGUUGAUUAAAAAAUCAGAGUCUGUUAAUUUAAAUCCUGAACUUUCUUUCCUCUUUGAUAAUAUUGAGAGGCAGGAUAUUCCCUUUGAUGGGCAAUUUAAAUUCUUCAUUGGAGAUAUCAACAAUUGCCACUUUACCCACGUGGAGGAACAACUCGCCCCUAACGGUACAGGAGUGACUGAUGGAACGAAGAAGGACCAACCGAGGUCCACCAAUUGGGACCAAUCUUGCCCAGCCAACUCCACUCCAGGGAAGAUUUCCCAAGGAAACUUUUCCUCUGUAAGCUUCACCCCAGGAAGUUUCAGUCCAGCUAGUUUUAGGCCCUCGAAUUUGUCUUCCCUUGACGGAGUGCCCCUGCUGAACUUCUUCUCCAACCGAGUUCUUAAAAGGGAUAGCAAAACGGAUCGUCAAGGGGAAAGGAAAUCGUCCCAAGGGAAAGGGACCAUUAGGGGGCAGAGCCACACACCUCGCAGGUCUCCAAAAUCGCAGCGGGAGCAAGAAGAAGAUGCGAAGGAGAUGACCUCACCGAAUAACUCCCAUCGAGGGGGUCGAAGGGGACAAGAAAAGGAAAAGCAACAGGGUGAAUAUGAUGAGGAUAUCCAGGAUGGGGAAGCAAAGGCGAAGAAUAUAAGAGAGGGAAGUAAGAUGAACACAUUUUACUACAAAAUUUUAAGCAGCAAUGAAAAGAAUUUAAAAAAAAAUAAAAAUGCAUCUGCUACAGCGACUAGCCAAAAUAGCAGCAACGAAACGGGAAAUGGAAUUUUCAGCAAUUCGAGCAAUCAGACCCAUGGCAACCAUAAUCAUGUGAAGUCCUCAAGUGUGCCCAGGUCACUCCCCAUCGGAGGAAGAAAACCGAAAGGCACCAACAUCAACAGUGGGAAGUACUACGCUGCAGGGAGGGGAAGACAGUCACUACGCAGUAACGAUAAAAAGGGAAUCUUGUCAAUUCAGAAUGAUUCAUGCUUAAGCAAUUACGAAGGGAAGAGGAACACGCCACUGAAUUGUGAUAGCGUUGAAGGGGAAACGGGGGGAAACUAUCAGAAAUCACUCCGUUCUGCGCAGAUAGGAAGGACCACACGUCAGAUAAGCCAUUCUCUCGAUGUACAUAGUAACGAACCUGACCAAGGAACCACCUUAGGCACUUCGCUCAGGGGUAAGGAAGUGAACAAAGACAGUGCAAAGACUAAAACGCGCGACUUUAAAAUGUACGACCAUUAUGCAAGCGAAGAAGAUUUGUCUAGCUUCAAUGUAGCGGAACAUAAAAUUAUUAAAAAUGUGAAGAAAGGUUGCCAUACCCGUGGCAGUAGAGAAAAACGCAGUGAUGACCAACAUGGCGAUAGAGAGGAAGAUCACUUCGAUGAAGGAGACCAAAACGUGUUGUACAAAAGCGACUCUUUCGUUGAAUUCAACCGAAGGAAGAAAUGCCAUCCAUGGGGUGAGAAGCAGGAUCAGGGGGAAAAAUACGAUUUACUUCAGGAAAAAUGCAUAUCGUAUCGUAAUGGAAAUGGAGAAGAAGGGAAUGGAACGAAGAACAACUCCCGAUACAACUCUCGUUACAACUCCCGCUACAACUCCCGAUGCAAUUCCGCGGAGGAGAAUCCAGAAGCAAAACAAUUUAGACUUAGUAAAGAAAGGAAAAGUCUCACGGGUAGCUUAAAAAGACACGCAUAUUAUCAUAACCCAAAUGAAGCGAACAAUGAGUGUUACUACCCCCUUAGGGAGAACUCUGUCCCCAGGGAUGAAGGCGAUUGGCUAAGAGAAGAUGACAACCAAGCAGAAAGUAUCAUCACAGGAAAGGUGAAACAAUUUGAAAAAAAAAUGAAUGAGGAGGAGGAACAAGAAAUUAGCAAUGCGAAGGAAUUACGCAGGACGAAAGGAACAGAAACAGCUGAAUGUACGCGGAGAGAAAAGAAAAAAUUAAAUUCCAGUCAGCAUGGUGAAGGUAAAAAUGAGGAUGACGACAACGAAGAUGAAGUCGUCAGCAACGAGAAUAACAAUGACAAUGUCAAUGACAACGAUGAGGAAGAAGAAAGCAUCUUCAGCAUCAGUCAAUAUAUUAACCCGGAAGACAGCGAAAAAAAACAAAACGGUGAGGAAAAAAAUAAUGGACUCGGAAUUUUUAAUUUAAUACAAUCCUACGCCAAGGAUACUAGCUGGUUUGACGUUUCUUCAAUAAAUAAAUACUACCAGUUUGGCAAAGCCAGUGGGGACAUGGAGUUGGAUGACAUAAACGCAGAUAACGAAGGGGAGAAUAAAGGGUGGUAUACACAGGGUGAAAAACGAGACGAUCGGAAAUAG